UAUACGUGUUUUUCACAAAUUUCUGUCACGUGCUGAGCUUUCCGUUCUUCAAUUAUGAAUUAAUUUAUUCAAAUAAAAGCUCUAUAUCUAUAAGGGAAUACCUGUAAUAUAUAUCAAGCAUACGGCAGCGCUGAUAGUGAUUCACGAAUAUGGCAGUUCCACCUGAGGAUCAAAGGAGUGAUAAGAAGAUUGUGUGGCCGAAGAUGGUGUGGGCAAAUGUUGACUACAUCAUUCGAAUAUGCAUUGUGAUAUAUGUUGCGGAUUUCCUGCAGCGAGUUUUCUAUGUAUCAAAGGAAUAUCUGUUACACAUAUAUCUAGCGUUACUUGUGGUAUUUACGGGCCUGACGCGUUUUGGAAGCACCCACAAUUUAGCUCGUUUGCUGCCCAGAGGCGAAACGCUUUUUCUUAUUCCACUGUAUUGGAUUUUAACCUACGUUCAGUUGAGCCAUAGUUCAUUGAGCUAUGCCCACUGGAUACGCGAUUCUCAUGGCCUAGACUAUGCAGCUGGCAUGGCAUCGAACUACUUCCAUGGCUAUCUGAAACUCUCGUUGCCAGAACGUGAUAAUGAUGGCUUACAGAAGCGAAUGCAGCAAUAUGAAGAUACACAUCAAGUAAAAUUCGGGAUGAAUUGUUUACUCAUACUAAUUCCAGAUGAGAUGUUUGUUAAUCGCGUUAUACGCAGCAAGUGGUUAGAGGAAGCUGAACCCCUGCAAACACAAUAUAUCAAUAGGGCAGGCGUAAAACGGCCAUUCAAGCAUGCGGUCUAUAGACUGAAUAAGAAAAUUAACGGCACCACAUACUACUUUGCGAUGGAGGGUGCAACACCUAUGCUAACGUUUUUCGAUUCAAUGAACUUCCAAUUGUCGGCCACUUGGCAAAUGCAGGAAAUGAAACGCGAAAUCUGGUUGAAAUUUUGUAAACAUCUCCAAGAUCUUCUGAACAACUGGCCGGAGACACGACGAGAAGUUCAACUGAUAAUAUAUAAUUCUCACAAGCCAAACGGAGAGCUGCAUGAUGUUGGCGAGGAGCUAAUCGCUCGCGUUUUGGCGCACAUUGAAAAGGAGAAAACAAAUUGACUUGAAGAAUAACUUAAUUUUUUUAAGGCUGAAUGAAAUACGAAUACGCAGGUUUAAGCCAAGCAAAGUUUUAUAUUAUUAAUA
Molecule: messenger RNA, 1160 nt
Organism: Drosophila hydei
Lineage: Eukaryota; Metazoa; Arthropoda; Insecta; Diptera; Drosophilidae
Gene: Sting
Product: stimulator of interferon genes protein
Exons: 5
Coding region: 150-1076 (308 amino acids)
Biological process (GO): positive regulation of macroautophagy; activation of innate immune response; innate immune response
Cellular component (GO): endoplasmic reticulum membrane; autophagosome
Molecular function (GO): 2',3'-cyclic GMP-AMP binding; cyclic-di-GMP binding
Source: RefSeq, a predicted model, not a curated record